AUGUCUUCUAUGCAAAGAAAUAUGGGGGAAGAUGAGGAGUUAUAUGACAUGUUCAAUGACCUGCCUCAGUGGAAGUCUAGUGGAGCAGUAGACAGUGGUCCUAAUGGGAUAGGAAAUUCUAUGAAUACUCCAUCUUAUGGAUUGGCUAAUCCUGGGGUCAUGGGAGGUGUAUAUAACUAUGAGCAAGAUUUUACUAAUGAUAAUCCGAAUAUUAAAGUCGACGAAGUAGGAGUCGAUGGAAUCGCUCGUUAUGGUCAGUCGAGUGGAGCAAACUGGCCAUCAUUGAACAGCUCCAACUUGAGACAAUUGGACUCCGCUAAUGGGAACUCCUCAGAAUUGUUAACACCUAAUAUGAACUUUAAUGGUGACAAUUUGUCACCUCAAUCUUACGACCAGCUGCAACUUUUGGACCCGAAGUCGCCUAGCGUUCUUUCGAGCCAUUCCUUAUAUUCUGACACCUCACUGCACCCUAGCAGUCCAUUUUUGGAUGCCAUGUCUCAUUUCAGUGGCAACUAUUCAAACGUAGGAAACAACAACCCCUUGCCCGGUCAAUAUUUAGAUCCAGAAACCAAUAUGUUCAAUAAUUUUGACAACGAACUAGCUUUGGGAAGCUCAAUAUCAAAUACAAAUUUAAAUAAGUUUUUUGUGCAAGAUCAGCAGCGUUCUCAGGUUCCUCAACAGUACAAUGAUCGACAAUCAAUGAAUCAAGGCCUAGGUCCUAGCGUACUAAGUGCUGCAGAAUUCGAUCGGUUUGACAAUUCUAAUAGACUAACUGAAAAUAACUUAAUAAGUUACAACAAUGCCAUUCAGGAACAGCAAAAAGAAGUGACAAUAUCCAUACAGACCCCUGAAGAAAUUGCUGCUAAGGCUCCCUCGUUAUUCAGCAACUCUUCAGCAAACUCGUCAGCACGUAAUUCAAUGCAUCUAGGUAAUGACCAUCUAGCAAGAAAUCAGGCAGCUUCAAAUUCACUCGCGCCUAAUUCCCAACAUAAUUAUUCAAGUCCAGGUUCGGCUGUAUCUGAACUGUACAAUGAUCAUGCAUUACUUAAUCCUGAUGAACUCCAGAGAAUGAGGAGGGGGAGAAGAAGAAGUCAUUCAAAUAGACAGCAUUCAAGAUCAAGAUCGAGAUCAGCUUCAAAAUCACCGAGCAGGAGUGAAGAGGACAGUGACGACGAUGCACUUCCAAAAGUAUCGUCUAGAGAAAAAAUGCUCGAAUUAGCGUCUCCAAAUCAAUCUUCCAAAAGAACCCAAAAGCAUCCUUCAGUUUAUGCAUGUCAUUUAUGUGAUAAACGAUUCACCAGGCCUUACAACUUGAAGUCUCACUUACGGACUCAUACCGAUGAAAGGCCGUUCAUAUGUAAUGUUUGUGGAAAAGCGUUUGCUAGGCAACAUGAUAGAAAGCGACAUGAGGAUUUACAUACUGGCGAAAAGAAGUUCCAGUGUAAAGGAUUUUUAAAAGAUGGUACGCCAUAUGGCUGUGGCCGGAAAUUUGCUAGGGCUGAUGCUUUAAGGAGGCAUUUUCAAACCGAAGCUGGCAAAGAAUGUAUACGUUUAUUAGUUGAGGAGGAUGAGAAAGAUAAGACAAAUGACCCUUCUCUGCCGAGAAUCCCUUCAACAAGUCAAAGUGAGAACUCAAACAACGAAUAUUUGAGUCCCAGAAGUGCAUUAAUGGAGUCAUCAGUUAGUUUAACGUCUGUGCCUCUGGUUGCAAUUUCUCCUCCCGAUUGA
Messenger RNA from Priceomyces carsonii, 1728 nucleotides. It is a transcript of the gene CRZ1, whose product is annotated as DNA-binding transcription factor. Gene Ontology annotation, biological process: regulation of transcription by RNA polymerase II. The coding region runs from base 1 to 1728 and encodes 575 amino acids. The record is from RefSeq and is a predicted model, not a curated record. The transcript has a single exon. Lineage: Eukaryota; Fungi; Ascomycota; Pichiomycetes; Serinales; Debaryomycetaceae. Gene Ontology annotation, molecular function: RNA polymerase II cis-regulatory region sequence-specific DNA binding; DNA-binding transcription factor activity, RNA polymerase II-specific. Gene Ontology annotation, cellular component: nucleus.